GAUUUAGACGCUUCGUUUCCAAGGACGGAAUCCCGAUGCAAUGGGAUGACAUGUGCACACCAACGGACCGAGAGGUCGCCACGACUUGACCGACUCCGGUACGGUGCACGUGAUCACUACCUCCACGUCAGUCUGGUCGUACAAAAGUAAAAUUGAAUCGCCUUGCUUUUUGACUAUACCCCAUCCCUCGAACAUGCUAACAACACCGCUACUUGCAUUGACACUUGCUCUCAUUCCAUCGCUGGUGACGGCGGCGAUAUUUCCGGAAGGUACCACCGUGAAGAUGUUGGACGCGAAGGGUUUCAAGAAGGUAAUGAAGGCGAAUGAAACGAGCAUGAUAGCAUUCGUCGCGCCUUGGUGUGGGCAUUGCCAAAAGAUGGCGCCAGAGUAUAGCAAGGCUGCUAAAGCACUGCAUCCUCUGCUUCCCACGUAUGCUGUCGAUUGUGAUGCUGAGAAGAAUAAGCGGUUGUGCGCGGAACAGGGAGUACAAGGUUUCCCUACAGUCAAGCUCUUUCGCCGAGGCGACCAAAUGCCGCCAAUAUCCUAUAACGAUGGUGAACGCAAGGCUGGUGCCUUCUUCUACUGGGCCUCCCAAAGAGUUCCUCGCUUCGUCAAGAAACUUUAUCACGUGGAAGAGCUGAAACCCUGGAUUGAGGAGUCCGCUACAUCUCCAAAACCUCGGGCAUUACUGGUGACCAAAGAAAAGGAUAUGCCGCUCCUCUGGAAGGUCCUUGCAAACAAAUACUCGGGCGACAUCGACUUUGUAAUCCACCGGAAUCGCAAGGGCAAAGGUUCGAGGGCCUUGGGAUACAAGUCAGCAGAGAAGAUUCCCUUGGUGCUCAUUUACCCUCCAGGAGAAACAAGGGCGAUUCGUUAUGAUGGCCCAAACAAACUGGAACCCCUCUCGAAGUAUUUCGACACCAUUGUGGAUGGCACGGUCGAUUGGAGUAUUCCUGAAGAACCCACCGUCGAGGAAGAUAUGUCGGGAGAAGAUGCAAGCACGUUCGAAGCCGAAACCGAAGCGGAUGAAAUUGUGAUCGAUAGUCCCGCGACACCGACAGCGUCAGAACCUGAACCCGAACCUACGGAGGAAGGGGUAGAGCCCGAGCCUGAGGUUGUUGGGGAGAGUUUGACUGCUGAGCCGGGGGAGUCUGCUCCUGAGCAGACUGUGGUAGAGAUUGUCACUGAGGAACCUGAGGAGGAGGAGGCAGAGUCGCCAGAAAUCGCGGAUGACGCAGAGACGGAGCAAGUCGUGCUAGACACUCCGGGCGAGCCACGUCCCGUCGACGAGCUCUAAUUUUUUUUUUCUUUGUGGAACGUUUGUAGGAUAAUAAUCUAAGAUCAAUAUUAUUAUUGCUGAUAAAGCCAUCGACUACGUAUAAAUUACACUAAGUUAUUGAAAUUGAUCUGCUCCGUCG
Guyanagaster necrorhizus is the source of this 1418-nucleotide messenger RNA. RefSeq names its product thioredoxin-like protein. Lineage: Eukaryota; Fungi; Basidiomycota; Agaricomycetes; Agaricales; Physalacriaceae. Gene Ontology annotation, biological process: response to endoplasmic reticulum stress. The transcript has 7 exons. The record is from RefSeq and is a predicted model, not a curated record. Gene Ontology annotation, cellular component: endoplasmic reticulum lumen. Gene Ontology annotation, molecular function: protein-disulfide reductase activity. Bases 194 to 1297 code for a protein of 367 amino acids.